Drosophila grimshawi is the source of this 1080-nucleotide messenger RNA. Its product is annotated as translation initiation factor IF-2. The transcript is spliced from 2 exons. NCBI's taxonomy places the organism in Eukaryota, Metazoa, Arthropoda, Insecta, Diptera, Drosophilidae. The record is from RefSeq and is a predicted model, not a curated record. The coding region runs from base 155 to 1006 and encodes 283 amino acids.
GAUAAAACCACAGCCGUCGCAUGGCUAUAAAAAGCGAAAGCAAAACGCUGGAUUCGCUCAUAAAGACCGCAAAACUGCAAAAGUCAGCUGUGCCCCGUUCCCGUUCCCGUAACCGUAACCGUAACAAGGAUUAGCCCCAUAAUAAGCAGCAAACAUGGUUAAGCACAUUUAUAUGACAAUGGCGGCCUUGCUCAUCUUGGCCAUUGCUGUGAGCGCUGCGCCAGCCAAAAUGGAUCAACAACCAGUUAAGGACACUGAUGUCCAAGCCUCGAGCAAAGUCGAAGAGGUGCCGAACACUAGCGCAAAUAGCGACGAAGAUGAUGAGGACGACGAUGGUGGCGAAGUUGGACAGAAUCAGAAGCAUGAUAAAAAACAGGAAACCACCGAGGACGUGAAUAGCGAUAAGGAUGAUGAUGAUGAUGACGACGACGACGAUGAUUCGCUUAUCCGAAGACGCCGCGACGCUGUUGAAGAAUCAGCCAAGGAACCAGCUAAAGCUGAAGCUGCUCCAGCUGAAGUCGUAGCAGUUCCAGCUGAAGUCGUAGCAGCACCAGCUGAAGUCGUAGCAGCACCAGCUGAGGCCGAAGCUGCACCAGCUGCAGUUGAGCAGAGUGUUGAGAGCUCGACUACGAUUCCCACCGCCGCAUCAGUGACAACGACCCGUAAACCAGUGCUCGUCCUUAUACGCGAUGCACUUAAGAAGGUCACAGCUGGACUACCCACGGAGCAGGUGGCCAACAAUGCGUUGCAGUAUUUCCAGCUAUUCGAGCACUUUAUACAGCAGACCAUCGAGCAGGUUAUUGAUGCCGCCGAUGACGAGGAGGAGGACACGCCGGCAGCAGUCCCCGCUGCAUCCGUGGUCACCGAAGAUGAUAAGAAACCAGAGACGGCUGAGAAACUACCGGAGGAGAAUUCAGGCUCAGUUUCAGCUCCAGUACCAAUUCCAAUUUCAAUGGAGAAUAUUUUCAAGCCGGCGGAAGCAGCUGUAGCCAGCAAUGUAGUUUAGAAAUGCCCAUCGACUACCUCAACUAUUUAUUGUCACUAUUUAUUGUUAGCUCUAAAAUUUGAAAAUACAUGGAA